This is a messenger RNA of Sporothrix brasiliensis 5110, 2319 nucleotides long. RefSeq lists its product as uncharacterized. Lineage: Eukaryota; Fungi; Ascomycota; Sordariomycetes; Ophiostomatales; Ophiostomataceae. The transcript has 2 exons. The coding region runs from base 1 to 2319 and encodes 772 amino acids. The record is from RefSeq and is a predicted model, not a curated record. Gene Ontology annotation, biological process: chromatin remodeling.
AUGGCUGCAGACCCCAGCCAUAACGUGCACCCGGACUUGCUCCCGCACAUCCACCUCAUCAGCGCGUACCGCUACCCCCUCGUGCCACGCUUUGGCAUCCCCGAAGUGACCGAGUGGCUGCUCAACUCGCCACGCAUCGCCCGCGACGGUGCACCCUUUUUCUGGACGUUUCUCGACACGCCUCAGGAUGGCUCCAUCAUCUUGACCUGGCAGCCGCUGCAGCGCAUGGGCACCGAAUUUGCGUCUGACGGGUACGUCUGGCCGCGCGGCGAGACGUUUUACCAGCAUGAGAUCCGCGACGGUCUGAUUCUGGAGGUGUUCCACCAGCCCAUGGGCUACCGCCCGGGCGAGGAGUACGCCACCCACUCGCGGCGGCGCUUCCGUCUCAUGCCACCCAAGGUACCGAACCCCAACGCGCCCCAGGUCGACCCCAGCCUGUGGCUCGUCCACUACGGCCCCGUCGACGAGCGCGAGCCGACGCCCGUCAAGAAGAUCCGGCUCGACGCGCGCCUGCGCGCCAUGAUGGACCACCGCCAGAACCUGCAGCGCGCCGGCCAGAUCACGCGCAAGGAGUUUAUGCUGUCGGACCGCGUCAACUGGCCGCAGAUUCCGCUGCCGCGCGAUGCCCGCGUGCCGCCCGGCUACGCGACCGCCGGCGUGCCCCAGCAGAUGGCGUACCCGCCGAACGCAGGUGCCGCCGGAGGCGGCAGCCUCGCGCCGCCGCCUCCAGCCAAGCGCGCGCGGCACUCGGCAGCCAACGCGGCCGCCAACGCUGCCGCUGCAGCCGCCGCAGCAGCCGGCGGUGGGCCGGGCGGCCACGGCCCCUCGCCCAUGGACGCAGCAAUUUAUGACGACGAGGAGGAGUACACGCGCGGCGACAUGUUUGAUGUCAUCACCCCGCGCGACGUCAGCCUCGACCGCUACAAGCAGAACCACGAGUGGAUGGAGGAGGUCAUCUCGUCGCCGUACCGCAUCAACCAAAUCGGGUACGCAGACCUGGGCCUCGGGCUCAAGGGCGAGCUGGCGCCGAUCACGGAAGGCAUCUUUGAGGGCCAGGCCUUUGACGCAUCUCAACGCGUACCCAAGAACCCGUAUGUGGGCCGCCUGGAUGCUGGUCUCGCCGCCGAGUUCCGCAAGCGGGUGGAGGACAAGAUUUCGGCAACGAACGACGAGAUUGCCGAGAUGAAGGCGCAGCACGAGAAGCUGGUGGCCAGCCUGCGAACCAACUCGGCCAUGAAGAAGGCCGAGCACGAUUUGCGGUUUACGGCCGAGGAGACGGGGCCCGAGAUCUGGCGCGUGGAGGGUCGUCUGCACGGCGACGACGACGCAGCGGCGAACAAUGGGGCGGCCCGCGGCGACGCGUCUGGCGACGGCCACUGGAGCCACCAGAAGCACCAGAAGACGGUCGAUGAGGUCGUGUCGCAGGUGGAGAGCACAUUGGGCCGCAAGGUAGUCGCGUCGGGUGCGGUGGUGCGCGUGCAGGACGGUGGCUAUCGGGAACCGUCGCCUGAGCCCGAGCCGGAGCCCGAGCCGGAGCUGGUGCCUGAGGUGCCUCUGAUCAGCGCCCCUGACGGCACAGGAUUGACGGCACCAGGCAGCGUGUCUCUUUCACAACACCCGUCGCCCGCCGGCUCGCAGCUGAGUGGGAUCUUGAUUGGCGACGCUGACAUGGAUAUGGGUGACACGGCGGCCGGUAUGCUGGACCAGAUGGAGUCGGUGUUCUCCCCGGCAUCGACGCCUGUUAACUUCCCGACACCGGGGGCACAAGCACCCGCUGCACCCCCUCCUGCUUCAGGCCUGUCCAACGUGGCUACAGCGACGGGCGCUGCCGGUCCGACUGCCCCGACAGCUAUCGGUGCUGCUGGUUCCGGCACAGGCGCACCUAGGCAAGCAGCUGGCGAUGUGGCCAUGGCAGAUGCCGCUGGCCAGUCCCAGCCUGGUGCGGGCCCCACGGCUGGCGGUGCCGACGACUGGGUCGUGGUGCCCCCUGGUGGCGAUGGGCCCCCCGCAGGCGCUUCUGGUGCGGUACCCAACGCGACGACAGCUGCUGCCGGCACAGCACCAGUACCGCCGUCAACAUCAGGGGUACCUACACAGCCUGUCAAGUCGCCCCUGGCGGCUUUAGGUGGCGGCAGCAAGCCCGAGUCGGCUGUGCCAACGCCGGGUGCCGGUGCUGUCGUCGAUAGCGACUUUGGCUCACUUGCCGAUAUGUCGACAGGCGGCGACCCGCUGGCAAGCAUCGACGACGGCCUGGACCUGAACAUGGACAUGGACGACUCGGCCUUUGGUGACGCCUUCCACGGCAGCGGGGACAACUAG